This is a messenger RNA of Diachasmimorpha longicaudata, 1228 nucleotides long. RefSeq lists its product as uncharacterized. Lineage: Eukaryota; Metazoa; Arthropoda; Insecta; Hymenoptera; Braconidae. The transcript is spliced from 4 exons. Gene Ontology annotation, cellular component: axon; membrane; dendrite. The annotation marks the transcript as partial. The record is from RefSeq and is a predicted model, not a curated record. Gene Ontology annotation, biological process: chemosensory behavior; male courtship behavior; sensory perception of taste.
UCCAUCCAAACGAUGGAAAAUGAUAAGAAUAAGCUUAGUCUGGAUGUACUUAUAGUAUUUUUCAAGUUGAUCGGUGUAUUUCCAUUUGGAUACAAUAGAAAAAAGAAAAUUCGUACUUCGAAUCGUGAUCAUUCUUCGUGUUCCUCUAUCACCAGUGUAACGUAUAAUCUCGUGUUAAUCGCGGUUGUCUGUACUCUUUAUAUAAGAAAAGCUAUCAUUAAUCCGAGUUCAUACCUGGAAAAGUUAGUGGCCGAUCCCUUGACCGAUGUUGAAGUCAAUCUUGGGAGUGUGGUGUUGGUGAUCCUCUGGAGCUGCUUUCUGCUGAAUUGUCAUAACGUCGUGGAAGUGUUUGACAAUUUUUUGGAAAUUAUAAGACUUCUGGAAAAUCACGAGUCCUACUGGGUCCGACGAAGGGAGAAAAAGGUUGUGCUGACAAUCACAGUCCAUGUAGUUUUGUGGAUCAUCAUAGCCUGGUUUGCAUAUGAUGCUUGGGAUCCCUCAGAUUGGGCUUCCAGUGGCUGGUACCUUCUGUACAUGUUCUCCAAGUUUGUGAUGACCUCGUGUAUCUUACAAUAUACUUUGCUGUGUUAUGUGAUAAGAAAUAUGGCAGGAUGUUUGAACACCAUUUUGUUGAACUUUUAUCAGGUGACUCCUCAUUAUCGGAAUCCGAAAAUUUUGCAGUUCAAGAAUAUCAGAUUCAUGUAUUGUUCUGUGUGGGAUUUUACAAGAGCUGUCAAUCAUGUCUAUGGGGUGCCUAUCCUCAUUAUCAUUACAUAUCUCUGUUAUGGAGUCAUUUACACUCUCUCAAUGCUGACCUUGAGCAUUAAAAGUGGAGCAAUCCUGGCAGCCCUCCACGUACAUCGGCAAUUUUACACACUUCAUUUCACUAUAGGAGUUGCUGUGUGUAUUUUAAUAUGGAGCACCACAUCAGCUAUUAGAGAGUUUCAGGAUACUGGAUUGACAGUUUACAGAAUAUUUCAUCGAUUCGAAGAGAACGUAGUAUUGCAGAAAGAGGUUCAAAGUUUUUCCCUCGAGCUUCUGCACCAACAUCUCGGCUUCUCCGCCAAUGGUUUCUUCGAUUUGGAUUAUCCAUUCAUUCAAACGGUCAUCAGUGCAAUUAUUUCGUAUGGAGUUCUUCUCGUGAACAUCAGCAGAUAAUUUCUGUUGAACAUUGAGCCGAACACAGAGCUGAUGAGAAUCUUCGUUUUCCCUUGUGUCUUUUGUCUUU